Rhizophagus irregularis DAOM 181602=DAOM 197198 is the source of this 312-nucleotide messenger RNA. The record is from RefSeq and is a predicted model, not a curated record. NCBI's taxonomy places the organism in Eukaryota, Fungi, Glomeromycota, Glomeromycetes, Glomerales, Glomeraceae.
AUGACUCCAGUUGAGAUGCACGAAUACAAUAAUGUAAACGCUUCUUGCUCAAAGAGACUGACGCCUGGAAAAAAAAGUAUUUAUCCUUUUGUGCUCUCUAAUACUAAUCCUUUCGUGGUCUCAUCAUCUGAAGGAGAAGAAAUAAAAGAAGGUAAAAAGCGGAUUAUGGGUAAGCAGGGCGAGAGGAGUGAAUCAGAAAAAGAAGAGAGUGAUAGCGAAGGGUGGACAGUAAGUGUCAAUAAAAAAAGAGGAGGCAAACCCGGUAGCUAUAGUAAAGGUAGAGGGGGUAGACGUAGACAUGUCAAAAAGUAG